Molecule: messenger RNA, 1155 nt
Organism: Triticum turgidum subsp. durum (durum wheat)
Lineage: Eukaryota; Viridiplantae; Streptophyta; Magnoliopsida; Poales; Poaceae
Source: the annotation of a GenBank genome assembly
AUGCCGUCGAUUGACAAGGCCACCGACAACGGUGAGCUAAAGCAGAGGCAGCCGGAGCAGGAGCUGGUCUGCGUCACGGGCGCGGGAGGCUUCAUCGGCUCGUGGGUGGUGAAGGAGCUCCUCCUCCGUGGCUACCGCGUCAGGGGAACUGCCAGGGACCUCGUGGUUUCUGCAUCUGACCGCAAGAACGCACAGCUGCUGGCCCUGCAGGGUGCCCAUGAGAGGCUCACCCUGUGCCGCGCCAAUGUCCUCGACUACGACGGCCUCCGCGCCGCCUUCCGCGGCUGCAAGGGCGUCUUCCACGUUGCCUCGUCAGUAUCCAACGACCCCGCCAGUUCACUUCCUCUACUCUGCUUACUUCUCGAAGUUUCGGGCUUUCUGCAAGGGCCGCGUACUUACCUGCUACAUCUACAUGUGCUGCUGGUUUUGCAGGACCUCGUGCCGGUCACCGUAGAGGGCACCAGGAACGUGAUCAGCGCGGCCGCGGACGCCGACGUGCGGCGUGUGGUGUUCACGUCGUCCUACGGCGCCGUGCACAUGGACCCUAACCGCAGCCCCGACACCGUGCUCGACGAGACCUGUUGGAGUGACUAUGACUUCUGCAAAAGCACAGGCCUCCGCCACUGCUGUUGCGCGAAGAUGAUGGCGGAGAUCACGGCGACGGAGGAGGCAGCCAAGAGGGGGUUGGAGCUGGCGGUGGUGGUGCCGUCCAUGACCAUGGGCCCCAUGCUACAGCCGGCGCUCAACUUCAGCAGCAACCACGUAGCCCGCUACCUCACCGGCGCCGAGCCCACCUACCCCAACGCCGUCGCCACCUACACCGACGUCCACGACGUCACCCACGCCCACGUCCUUGUCUAUGAGCAUCCCGAGGCUUGCGGCCGCUACCUCUGCAUCGGCGCUGUGCUGCAUCGCACACACUUCCUCCAGCUCCUCAGCGAGCUCUUUUCGCAGUACCACAUCACCGCCAAGUGUGAAGACGAUGGCAAGCCAAUGGCGAAGCCCUACAAGUUCUCCAACCGGAGGCUCACGGACCUGGGAUUGGAGUUCACUCCAGUGAGGGAAAGUUUGUACGAGAGGGUGACGUGCUUGCAGAAAAAGGGCCACCUGCCUCUGCCCGUUGAUCCCCUGGCGCCAAAGUGUGCCUACUUGUAA